CUGGCGGAAGGGGAAGUGGGGGGUGGGGGGGCAGGUGGCGGUGGGGAAGAUGGCGUACCAGAGCCUCCGGCUGGAGUACCUGCAAAUCCCACCGGUUAGCCGCGCCUAUACCACCGCCUGCGUCCUUACCACCGCCGCUGUGCAGUUGGAAUUGAUCACACCAUUUCAGCUGUACUUCAAUCCUGAAUUAAUCUUUAAACACUUUCAAAUAUGGAGGCUAAUCACCAAUUUCUUAUUUUUUGGGCCAGUUGGAUUCAACUUUUUAUUUAACAUGAUUUUUCUAUACCGUUACUGUCGAAUGCUAGAAGAAGGCUCUUUCCGAGGUCGGACAGCAGACUUUGUAUUUAUGUUCCUUUUUGGUGGAUUCUUAAUGACUAUAUUUGGUUUGUUUGUGAGCUUAGUUUUCUUGGGCCAGGCCUUUACAAUAAUGCUUGUCUACGUAUGGAGCCGAAGGAACCCAUAUGUCCGCAUGAACUUCUUCGGCCUUCUUAAUUUCCAGGCCCCCUUUCUACCGUGGGUGCUCAUGGGCUUUUCCUUGUUGUUGGGGAACUCAAUCAUUGUGGACCUCUUGGGUAUUGCAGUUGGACACAUAUAUUUUUUCUUGGAAGAUGUAUUUCCCAAUCAGCCUGGUGGAAUAAGAAUUCUGAAAACACCAUCCAUUUUGAAGGCUGUUUUUGAUACGCCAGAUGAGGAUCCAAAUUAUAAUCCACUACCUGAAGAGCGGCCAGGAGGCUUCGCCUGGGACCUUCUAAGCAGAAAGCACCCAAGUCCUGGAUCUUGGUAAUGAAACCCCUCACUCUGUCUCCAGGACCUGUGGAAAUUAGGAAAUAUUGGAGCUAUUGGCAUGUCGGGUAAAGGAUUACUAGAAUUGUCAUCUAUCCUUGAUAGCCUGCAUUUUAUGUAUGGCUGUGUUUUCCUUUGACAGGUGAGUGCCAUCUGUGUUGUCAAUACUGCCGAGGUUUCCAGUAUUCUGUAGGAUGUCCCCUAAGUUAUUUGCAUAAGCUAUAUUACAUAAAUUUGCUUUAAAGUAGUUGGACUUUUUAUGAUCAAGUCACUUCUCUGCUCAAAAAUCCAGUGACUUCUUAGCCCCCAUAUCAAAUGCAUACUUUUUGUCUUCCUUUGAAACUUCACUCCCACUUCUACCUAAGAGGCACCUCAAUUUACCUUUCUUCAGUCCUUCAAGGCCUGGCCCCUUUCCUGGCUCCUCAAGAAAUCUUGAUUCUGAGGCCUAUUUCAUUGUCUUUUUUGAAUCCCUAUAAAGCCGCAAGUCUGUAUGACAUACUCUUACACCACAUUCUAUAUUGUCUUGUACUGUUUCUAGCUGGUACAUGUAUGUUAGUUUUGUCUCCAUGAGAAUGUAAGCUCCUUAAGGGCAGGGACUAUGUCUUCAAUUUUGUAUCCACCACAGUGCCUAGCACAGUGCUUGGCACAUGGGUGCUGAAUAAAUACUUUAUUGAU
Rhinolophus ferrumequinum (greater horseshoe bat) is the source of this 1458-nucleotide messenger RNA. It is a transcript of the gene DERL2, whose product is annotated as derlin 2. Gene Ontology annotation, cellular component: endoplasmic reticulum membrane; Hrd1p ubiquitin ligase ERAD-L complex. NCBI's taxonomy places the organism in Eukaryota, Metazoa, Chordata, Mammalia, Chiroptera, Rhinolophidae. The record is from RefSeq and is a predicted model, not a curated record. Gene Ontology annotation, biological process: endoplasmic reticulum unfolded protein response. The transcript is spliced from 8 exons. Bases 50 to 784 code for a protein of 244 amino acids. Gene Ontology annotation, molecular function: misfolded protein binding; ubiquitin-specific protease binding.